Molecule: messenger RNA, 4382 nt
Organism: Prinia subflava (tawny-flanked prinia)
Lineage: Eukaryota; Metazoa; Chordata; Aves; Passeriformes; Cisticolidae
Gene: PACSIN1
Product: protein kinase C and casein kinase substrate in neurons 1
Exons: 10
Coding region: 662-1999 (445 amino acids)
Biological process (GO): neuron development; plasma membrane tubulation; actin filament organization
Cellular component (GO): endosome; cytoplasm; plasma membrane
Molecular function (GO): protein binding; phospholipid binding
Source: RefSeq, a predicted model, not a curated record
UCGGAGCGGGGCCGUACAGCCCUGCCCGCUGAUCCCGGAGAGCCGCGGGUGCCACCCCGGGCGAAGGGCUCGAGGCUCCCUCAGGCACCGCAGCGCUCUGCUCCCCUCAGCGCCCGCCAUUCCCCCGCCCCGUCUGAGGGCUCUCGUUGCGGGGCUGCGGUGGGACUGCAGCCGUGUCCCCUUGUCACACCCCGUGUCCCCCCCAGCCCGGGGCUCUCCCGCCCUGCUUGGGGGUUUGAACCCCCCGGGAGCGACAGGAGUGGGCUCCGGGGGAAGGGGACACGUCCCCGCUGUCCCCCUCAACACGCCGGGCACGGGGCACCCCCGGAGCAGGGGACAGCAAGAGGGACAAGGGGGGCGCAGGGAGCCCCCGCCGCCCCUGGGGUUUAUUGCCAUCCUCUCCGCGGUCGCGUUGUCACCUUGCGCGGCCGAGGAGCCGCCGCGCCGGGCCGGGGAUUGGUCGGCUAAAAAUGCCGCCCUAAUCUCCGAGCUGAUCUUUACCCCCUCCCUCCGCCCCAUCUGCCGCGACCUGGCCGCGAUGCGCAGCGCCGGCCCCGGGAGAGGCUCCGCCGCUGUCCCCGCGGCCCCGAGUGCAUGAGGCUGGUGUUUGCCCAGGAAACCCCCAGCGCCUGCUCCAACGCCCGAGGCAGCGCCGGGAGCCAUGUCGGGUUCCUAUGACGAGUCGGCAUCGGCCGCCGAGGAAACAACUGACAGCUUCUGGGAGGUGGGGAACUACAAGCGCACAGUGAAGCGAAUCGACGAUGGACACCGGCUCUGCAACGACCUCAUGAACUGCGUGCACGAGCGGGCCAAGAUCGAGAAGUCGUACGCGCAGCAGCUCACCGACUGGUCCAAGCGGUGGAGGCAGCUCAUUGAGAAAGGUCCCCAGUAUGGCAGCCUGGAGAAGGCGUGGGCCGCGAUCAUGACGGAGGCGGACAAGGUGAGCGAGCUGCACCAGGAGGUGAAGAACAGCCUCCUGAACGACGACUUCGAGAAGGUCAAGAACUGGCAGAAGGACGCCUACCACAAGCAGAUCAUGGGGGGCUUCAAGGAGGCCAAGGAAGCUGACGAUGGCUUCCGGAAAGCCCAGAAGCCCUGGGCCAAGAAGCUCAAGGAGCUGGAGACAGCUAAGAAAGCUUAUCACCUGGCAUGCAAGGAAGAGAAGCUGGCCAUGACCCGGGAAGCCAACAGCAAGGCAGAUCAGUCCAACACUCCUGAGCAGCAGAAGAAGCUCCAGGACAAAGUGGAAAAGUGCAAGCAAGACGUGCAAAAGACUCAGGAGAAGUACGAGAGGGUGCUGGACGAGCUGAACAAGUGCACCCCGCAGUACAUCGAGAGCAUGGAGCAGGUCUUCGAGCAGUGCCAGCAGUUUGAGGAAAAGAGGCUCAACUUCCUCAAGGAAAUGCUCCUGGACAUCAAGAGGCACCUGAACCUGGCCGAGAGCAGCAGCUACGCCAACGUGUACCGGGAGCUGGAGCAGACCAUCCGCAUGUCGGACGCACAGGAGGACCUGCGGUGGUUCCGCAGCACCAGCGGCCCCGGGAUGCCCAUGAACUGGCCCCAGUUUGAGGAGUGGAACCCGGACCUGACGCACACGAUAACGCGGAAGGAGAAGCAGAAGAAGGGCGAGGGGGUGGCCCUGACCAACGCCAGCAGCGCGGGCGACACGGGGGCUCAGGCGGGCGAGCGCGGGAGCGUGAGCAGCCACGACCGUGGGCAGACCUACAGCGCCGAGUGGUCGGACGACGAGGGCAGCAACUCCUUCAACACCAGCGAGGCCAACGGCGGCGCCAACCCCUUCGACGAGGAGUCGGCGGGGAAGGGCGUGAGGGUGCGGGCUCUGUACGACUACGACGGGCAGGAGCAGGAUGAGCUCAGCUUCAAAGCAGGUGAUGAACUAACCAAACUCGGUGAGGAAGACGAGCAGGGGUGGUGCAAAGGGCGCUUGGACAACGGGCAGCUGGGGCUGUACCCCGCCAACUACGUGGAGGCAAUCUAAGUCUUGUGGUGUGCUCCUCGUCACCGUCAGCAGAUAAAUCCACCCUCCGUUGUCUCCAUCUCUCCACCAGCCAACCAGCCAUUCUGCCGUCUGGUCCUUCACUCCUCACCCUUAGAGAUUCAGACAUAUUUUCCGACCAAGCUUUUAUUUUUUUAAGAGUUGUCUCCGAAGAGUAUUUUGCAUAGUCGCUUUCUUCUAAGAUUACGUGAAGCGAAAGAUGACGUUGUCCGUUCGUUUACGUUAGUUGAAAUUUUUUUUUUUUUUUUCUGAGCGAAAAGCCGAUACCUCAAGAUCUUAAAGCCCAACCAGUGAGAGCUCCUGACUGGUUGGUUUUUAAAGAUACUGAAAUCAUGAGCCGCCUUCUGAUUGGCUGGAACUGUUCCAAAAUGCACGGGCGCCGAAGUUCCUGGGACCAACCAAAUUCAUCCCAGAAAACCGAGAGGGAUUGGAGUCUGACUCCGUUGGGUUGGUUUUGGUUUUUUUUUUUUUUUGUGUUUCCAUGUUCUCCCCAGUUCAUCCUCCCGCCCCGAGGAAGGGGUGAGUGCCCCCUUCAGCCCCGCAGCCAUCCUUGAGAUGCCCAGGUGAGGUGGGAGCAGCCCCGCCAUGGAGCUUGCUGGCAUCUCCUCAGCUCCCUCCUCCUCCCGGCUGGGCUGUCAGCGCACCUGGAGCGGGCAGGGGCUCCCGAGCCGAUGCCCGGUCUGUGCUGCAGGGAGCAGCAUCGCCCUUCGGGUGGGCACAUAUCCAACGCACACCAGAUCCGGGUGAGAUGGCCCCCAAAUCCUGCGCUGUCCGGAGAAGGAAGGACCCGGCAGGGCCCAGUGCUGCUGGAAGCACCUUCGUGCCCAGCCUGGGAUAGCGAGGACUGCCUUGGCCACUGCUGGGGACGGUCCCCAUCCACCCCUUCCUGAGGAGAGGCAGGAGCGGAGCAGGGACAGGGGAUGAGCAUCGCAGGCUACCGGCAGGAGCUGCAGCCGGAGGAGGAGGGCUCCGGGUACCCAGAGCAGCUGCCUGGCGAACAACAAGACACGCCAAGGCAGGGGAAUGGCCGCAGGCUUUGCCUUUGCUUGUCCCGCACGGAGCUCUCCCCCUCCUCCCCUGGGCUCUGCCCUCCGCCCCCUGCCUCGGGCGCGUUUGCCAUCCCGAGCUCUCCCUUACAGAUCACCUCGCAUUUCUUUCCAUACCAUCACCCUUAGCAGCAUCAAUGCCAUCGGCUUCCCGCACGCUCCUCCUGCUCCUAUCCCGCCCCCUCCGUUGGUUCGUGAAUUUUUUGGCCCCAGGGAUGCAGUGUUCUCGUGGAUGCAGGGGAAGCGCCGUGUGCUGGGCACGGUGGGCGGGAGCCACCCGGCCCCUGCCAGGUACCGGAAAAAAAAAACCCCACAAAGUCAGAAAAGACCCAACCAACCACCUGUCUCAGCAAUGCACCCCGGUUUUUGUACAUUGAUUGUGUAAUUUAAGAAGUAUAUAUAUAAUAUAUAUAUAUAUCUCGUGAUUGUAUUUCCGUGGAUACAACAACAAAAAGCAGCAAGAGAAAAUAACCGAGCUCUGUCAGCGUCCUUGGCUGUGGGGUCUCCUUUGCUGUGCGUCUGUCUCACCCCCAGGGGCCGGGUUAUGGACCCCCACGGCACCCCCGGGUAGUGACACCCCCACCCCGAGGUUCUGGGGUGCAGCAGGAUGGGGGGCUCAGGUGUAUUCCUGGGGGCUGGGGGGUCAGGGGGAACAGCCACUGCCUUUGGGGGCUCCUGUGCCACUGCCAGACAAAGCCUUGGGAGGCUCAUGGAGGGGCUCAAGGUUUUGGGGCUGUUCCAAGCACCAGCCCUGACCCAGUGCUCUCCUGAGCCUGCGAACAGGCACAUCAGGCUGAUGUCACCUCCUGCCAUCCCCCACCCUGCCAGAGGACCUGUGAGGGGGACACGAGACCCCGGAAACCACAGGCACCCCCAGCCCAUCCCCACAGUGCCCCCACCCCAUCCGCGUCAGGCGCACACAGCAAAUCACAAGGGACACUUUGCUUUUUUUUUCUUUCCCCCCACAUUUUUUGUUUUUCCAGCCUGUUUUCCAAAGGCCAAGGCAAUUUUCCUCCUUCCCCUGCUCCUCACUGCCCUCCAUCCCUCCCGCCAGGAUGUGAGCAGGGCUGUGGAUCUGCUGCUGUGGGAGCAGCACGGAGCAAGAACAGAAGGGAAAGGCAGAAGCUGGCACCAGCAGAUUUUUUAAGGGAAAAAAUCAAAAGACCAAGAGCCAGGUGUUUUUCCUUUUAAGUUCCCACAGAACUUCCCUGGAAGCCUGGGCCACCCCUCGGCAUUUGAACCUAAACCACAGCUCAUCACCAGCCAAAACCAAAAAGCAAAUAAACAAAUAAAAAAACCUAUAAUAUAAAAGAUCAACA